Oncorhynchus keta (chum salmon) is the source of this 4277-nucleotide messenger RNA. RefSeq names its product RNA-binding protein 38-like. Gene Ontology annotation, cellular component: cytosol. The coding region runs from base 355 to 1095 and encodes 246 amino acids. Gene Ontology annotation, molecular function: RNA binding. The transcript is spliced from 4 exons. Lineage: Eukaryota; Metazoa; Chordata; Actinopteri; Salmoniformes; Salmonidae. The record is from RefSeq and is a predicted model, not a curated record.
CUUCCCCCUCCACCCCCUACCUGAGAUAUUCCGAAGGAGUCGGCAAGACACCUGUCAAGAAGAGACUUAAAAUCCAGCCUGUUACAACAAUAGCGCUGCUGGGAUAUAACUCAACGCAUGGAAUAAGGACGUCAUUUUGCUUCGAUACAGACUGGACGAAUCAAGCCUGAUUUUGGGCGCUUGAGAAAAACCAAUGCGCAUUUAAAGCUUCCAUCUCUCGAACGGCAAUUUAGUUGUUCAGAACUUUGAUAUACCACCUAUUGUGUUUCCCCCAUAGACCGUUUAGGUUUUCCAUUCGAACUCACUAGUGGAUCAACGCUUUAUCAUCAAUUUGUUAAUAGAGGUCUGGAGACAAUGCAUCCCACUAUUCAGAAAGACACUACUUUCACUAAGAUAUUUGUCGGCGGUUUACCUUAUCAUACAAACGACGCAUCCCUUCGAAAAUACUUCGAGAUGUUCGGGGAUAUUGACGAGGCCGUUGUGAUAACGGACAGACAAACCGGGAAAUCCCGAGGAUACGGAUUUGUGACUAUGAUGGACAGGGGGUCGACAGAACGGGCAUGUAAAGACCCCAACCCCAUCGUCGACGGGAGGAAGGCUAACGUCAACCUGGCCUACCUGGGUGCCAAGCCCCGCAGCCCACAGACAGGUUUCUCCAUCAGAGUGCAGCAGGUCCACCCCGCCCUGAUCCAGAGGCAGUAUGGAUUGGCCCAGCAGUUUAUGUACCCCCAGGCCUUCCUCCAGCCCAGUCUGGUGCUCCAGUCCCACCUCAGCCCCUCUCAGGCCUCCCUCACUUCUCCAUAUCUGGACUACAGCUCAGCCUAUGUCCCCUACACCUCCACCACCUCUACUGGCCUGGACCACUACCCCUACACUCCCUCCCCCUCGCUCUCCACCAGCUACCUCAGCUACCCCUACACCCCCUCCCCCUCGCCCUCCGCAAGCUACCGCUACUCCCCCGCCACACAAGGUCCCACCAUUUCCGCCCCCAUUACCCCGCCCGUCCACCCCUCCCUCAACCCCUUUGCUGGCCUCUCUGUCCCCCCCGCUGCCUACCUCCAAUACCCCCUCCACCAGCCUGACCACAUGCUGUGAUGGCGGAGAGGGAGGUGUGGUGAUGUGGGGUGAGGAUGAUCAAAGGGGGGCACUGAUGACAAUGUGAAUGGAGACUUGGAAUAGGAGGAUUAUUGCGCUAUGACCUGCGACAUCAUCAGUGUGAGACUCCAGACAGCCGAUGAGAGAGUGGGUUCUGAAUCCAAAGGGCUUUGUCAAAACAAAACACACUGGGACGUCUUCCUGUUUUUCUAUUAGGGUUAUUAUCCAUUGUUGUCGUAGUUGUUACUAUGCUACUAUUGCUGUUGUCACCAAUGUUUAUACGAAUGUUUUUAGCUAAUGAUGGAAGUAAGAGCUAUCCCUGUGUCCAAUGCCAAACAUGAUGGAGUCAAUGGAACAUGAGAACUGAAAGAGGGGAAUUAAUGAUUCUGGAUCAACCUAGAUCCUUGCACUCCUCCUUACCCAUACAGAACACCCACCUUGUACACCAAGCCAAGGCUAGCCCUUCAAUGUAGUGGAUGGCGCUUGAAGGUUGGGCGAGGAUGGGUUGGGUAACUAGAUGCUCCGCCUCUCUCUUCUGGAAGUUGUACUGAACGUUUCACUAGCGAGGUGAGAGAGAGGCAGCAUCCUCUUCUGGACAUUUCUCCAGGAAUACCUUUCUCUACGUGGCCUUAUAGCCUCUCUCUGUUUCCAUGUCCUCCAUGAGUGCAAGUUGUAAGUUAUUGCAGAUUGAGAAUCACACUUUCACUAAAUAUGCAAUUAUUAUUCUGAUGGAGUAUGGGAUGAAUAUUUAUAAGGUAGGCAACAUUGUAACAUGCUUUUUAUAUCAAUCUUACUCUAACAUAAUCAUAAUCAAUGCAGAUUUUUGUAAAGAAGGUAUUUCCAUAUUCAUGUUUAUCAUCAGAGACCUGCAGCAGCUGGGGUAAUUGACUAUCUCAGUAUUGUUUAAAGUGAGCAGAGGCAGAAACUACAGGCUAAUGGAGGAUGUAUGAUCUGGUUGUGGAAUAAUAAUGUAAUGUUUUAAUGAUACAAGUGUUUUCCAUCAGGUGAGUUGAUGUCUGCUAGAACCUGACUGAUGCUAUGGGCUAGACUCAUGUAUGUGUACAGUCGUGGCCAAAAGUUUGUAGAAUGACACAAAUAUUCAUUUUCACAAAGUCUGCUGCCUCAGUUGUCUUCAGCUAUUUUUGUCAGAUGUUACUAUGGAAUACUGAAGUAUAAUUACAAGCAUUUCAUAAGUGUCAAGGGUUUUUAUUGACAAUUACAUGAAGUUUAUGCAGAGAGUCAAUAUUUGUAGUGUUGACCCUUCUUUUUCAAGACCUCUGCAAUCUGCCCUGGCAUGCUGUCAAUUAACUUCUGGGCCACAUCCUGACUGAUGGCAGCCGGGGUGGCAGGGUAGCCUAGUGGAUAGAGCGUUGGACUAGUAUCCGAAAGGUUGCAAGUUCAUAUCCCGAGCUGACAAGGUACAAAUCUGUCGUUCUGCCCCUGAACAGGCAGUUCCUAGGCCAUCAUUGAAAAUAAGAAUUUGUUCUUAACUGACUUGUUCCUGUUCCUGGAUGGUUGGGAGAUGUUGCUCUCAGAGGAUGUGUUAGUACCAUUCUUUAUUCAUGGCUGUGUUCUAAAAAUUGUGAGUGAGCCCACUCCCUUGGCUGUGAAGCAACCCCACACAUGAAUGGUCUCAGGAUGCUUUACUAUUGGUAUGACACAGGACUGAUGGUAGCGGUCACCUUGUCUUCUCCGGACAAGUAAUUUUCCGGAUGCCCCGGACAAUCAGAAAGGGGAUUCAUCAGAGAAAAUUACUUUACCCCAGUCCUCAGCAGUCCAAUCCCUCUACCUUUUGCAGAAUAUCAGUCUGUCCCUGAUGUUUUUCCUGGAGAGAAGUGGCUUCUUUGCUGCCCUUCUUGACACCGGGCCAUCUUCCAAAAGUUUUCGCCUCACUGGGCGUGCAGAUGCACUCACACCUACCUGCUGCCAUUCCUGAGCAAGCUCUGUACUGGUGGUGCCCCGAUCCCGCAGCUGAAUCAACUUUAGGAGACGGUCCUGGCGUUUGCUGGACUUUCUUGAGCGCCCUGAAGCCUUCUUCACAACAAUUGAACCGCUCUCCUUGAAGCUCUUGAUGAUCCGAUAAAUGGUUGAUUUAGGUGCAAUCUUACUGGCAGCAAUAUCCUUGCCUGUGAAGCCCUUUUUGUGCAAAGCAAUGAUGAUGGCACGUGUUUACUUGCAGGUAACCAUGGUUGACAGAGGAAGAACAAUGAUUCCAAGCACCACCCUCAUUUUGAAGCUUCCAGCCUGUUAUUCGAAGUCAAUCAGCAUGACAGAGUGAUCUCCAGGCUUGUCAUCAUCAACACUCAAAUCUGUGUUAACGAGAGAAUCACUAACAUAAUGUCAGCUGGUCUUUUUGUUGCAGGGCCGAAAUGCAGUGAAAAUGUUUUGGGGGGGGGAUUCAAUCCAUUUGCAUGGAGGGAUUUUGCAAUGAAUUGCAAUUCACCUGAUCACUCUUCAUAACAUUCUGGAAUAUAUGCAAACUGCCAUCAUACAAACUGAGGCAGCAGACUUUGUGAAAAUUAAUAUUUGUGUCAUUCUCAAAACUUUUGGCCACGACUGUAAAUGUCAAAUGUAUACACGCGUUACUAAGUCGCUUUGGAUAAAAGCAUCAGCUAAAUGGCAUACAGUGGGGCAAAAAGGUAUUUAGUCAGCCACCAAUUGUGCAAGUUCUACCACUUGAAAAGAUCAGCAAGAAAUCUUGCUUGUUUGUAGGUGACCAAAUACUUAUUUUCCACCAUAAUUUGCAAAUAAAUUCAUUAGAAAUCCUACAAUGUGAUUUUCUGGAUUUUUUUUCUCAUUUUGUCUGUCAUAUUUGAAGUGUACCUAUGAUGAAAAUUACAGGCCUCUCUCAUCUUUUUAAGUGGGAGAACUUGCAAAAUUGGUGGCUGACUAAAUAGUUUUUUGCCCCACUGUAUAUAUGUGUGGGUGAUACAGCAUUUGUCUGUGUGUCAGUGCGUGUCAGUGUAUGAGUCAUGUGUGUUUUGGUUAGGCACGUCAUCCCCUGGCCCCCAUUGUAAGCCAUUGUGAGAGUCAGUGUUGUGCCAUCGUCUCUGAGCCAGCUGCAGUUUAGGGUACAGAGCUGCUCCAGGAAUCUCUAUGUGCGGCACCACCUUAUUUACUUGUACAAUGAAGCCAUACAACCACAACAGAAAUAUGUAUAAUAAAAUGUAUUUGUUAUUACA